GCUUUAACAGAUUUCCGGUCUGUGUAAGUGGACAGCUGUAUAAAGUUUACAACCACCAUUCUUUUGAGUUAAAUUUAUUAACUUAUUGAGAUGAUGUUGACGUAUUUUGUAAUUCUGCUGGUCGGACGAGCGGCUGCAUCGCCCAUGCCGGCCAACGACGCCUUCCAACAGGACGUAUCGAAAGGAGCCACCAAACCCACAUCUAGACGUCUGGUAGAGGCUCUCUCCAGCGGCGUCAAAUGGACACCGUUGAAAUCGAGGCUGCAACGAAGCAUUUAUUCAUAUUACACUGACCAUUACGAUCAUACAGACUGGGCUACAGGAAGUGAGGGCGAUACGUCAUGGUCAGGAAAUGACGUCACGUCAGGUCACGAAUGUACAUUGACGGUGAGGAAGGGGGAUCGGGAACUGGCAGAAGGUGAGCACGUGCUGGCACGGAUAGGAGAAACCAAUCAGGUGAGCUGCGAAGCGUUCUGUUCCGGAAGUGGAAACACUCCUGCGCUCACAUUCUACAAAGACGGCGACGAGUUAUCACAGACAUCCGGCAGGGUGUAUUACAGACGACGGUCCUCAGAUCGAAGUUCAGUGCUCACUAUUAAGAAUAUGUUACCGCGUGACUCUGGGUUAUACACGUGUCAAGGCUGGCUGUCAGGUCAAGGUCACCUCCAGAAAUCAUUCAACCUUGUAUUUGCCUUUAACCUCCAGCAGCAGCGUCAACAACAGCAGCACCAGAGUCAACAGCAGCAGCAGCAGCAGCAACAGCGCCAGCAGCAGGAGCAGCAGCAGCGUCAGCAGCAGCUACAGCGUCAGCAGCAGCAGGAGGAGCAGCAGCGUCAGCAGAAGCAGCAGCAAGAACAACAGAAACGCCAGCAGCAGCAGCAACAACAACAGCAGCGUCAGCAACAGCAGCAACAGCGUCAGCAACAGCAACAGCAGAGUCUGCAGCAGAAACGUCAGCAGCAGCAGCAGGAGCAGCAGCGUCAGCAGCAGCAAGAGCAGCAGCGUCAACAGCAGCUGGAGCAGCAACAGCAGCAGAAACGUCAGCAGCAGCAGCAGGAGCAGCAGCGUCAGCAUCAGCAAGAGCAGCAGCGUCAACAGCAGCUGGAGCAGCAACAGCAGCAGCAGGAGCAGCAGCGUCAGCAGCAGCUAGAGCAGCAGCGUCAAAGGCAGUUUCAGCAGCAGCAGCAGCGUCAACAGCAGCAGCUUUUUCCAAUAUGUGAGUUCGAGUGUGGUGACGGUCAGUGUGUGACGUCAAUGCAGGUGUGUGAUGGCGUCAUACAGUGUUAUGGAACCGGAAGUGAUGAAUUCAGCUGCCCGGUGUGCGAAUUUUAUUGCGAAGACGGCAAGUGUUUAACGCAAGCUGAAGUUUGUGAUGGAAAACGUAACUGCAUAUUCGGUAGAGACGAACACAACUGCUUUCAAGCCGUGACCCAAAUGCCAACGACUCGAACGCAUACGUCCAAACCACAGAAGAUCCAAGCGUCUACGACCCUACGGCCAUCAACUCAUGCGCCGGCGACCACAUCGCCGACGACCCAAGAGCAAGUGUGCCCCGGUGCGCAGUUUCGCUGUAAUGAUGGUGAGUGCAUUUUGGAAAGAUACUACUGCGAUGGGUCUCCGGAUUGUGCCGAGGAGGAAGACGAACAGGAAUGUCUCACGGAUAAUCCGUGCCCGGAAGGACAAUUCAGAUGCGGACUAAACGGAGUAUGCCUCAAUGUCGCAUUGCGGUGCAAUGGCUCCCGGGAUUGCACGAACGGCGAUGAUGAAAAUAAUUGUACCUGGCGCUGGGUCUAGUAGAUAGUGACGUCACGAAUGGAAUAAAUUGACGUUUUAAUUUGUUUUAAAAACAAUAUAUCACAGACAAUUAUCUUUUUCAUAAAAUAAUAACGUUUUAUCAUUGUCGUUGUUAAGGUGACACUCUUAUCUAAAAUCAAUACAUAACAAAGCAUACAUCUUGACUGAUAAACCUUUAAUUACUUACUAAAUAAUGCAUUUAUGGAAAAUAUUAAUUACUGAUAUCAAGAUUGUAACUAUGUAUUUAAUAACAGAAUAAUUAAAAAAAAUGGUGAAUGCUAAAAUAUUUACUGUGGUCUACUAUAGUCGCAAAAGGUAGAAAUACGAGAUAUCCUUAAUAAAAACCAUUGUUUUCGACAUUUAUUCAUCUUUUUUAAAAAAUUGUUAAAUUUACUUUGGAGUUAGAGUGCAUCUUUAAUAUAUUUUAUUGAUUUUUUUUAAUUAUUAUUAUUAUUAUUUUUUGGGUGGGUGGGGGUCGUUUUCGACAGCGAGAUUUCAGGAUUUCGUCUGGCACGUCUGUUUUAAUCAUGGCUUUUAGAUGAUAAAUCCAUUCAUCUUGGAUUUACAGGAAACAUCUCGAUUUCAGAUUCUGGCUCUUUUUUCGGCGUUAUAUAAAUGGCUUAGGUUGUAGACCAAUCAAAUUUGUAUGUAAUAAAUAAUGUCAAAGAAGUAAAGGUAAUGAACCGUUUUGAUUGGUUUAUAGAAAAGUCGGCGAGCCUUCGAGGGGCACUAACAGGGUUGAAGUUUUCAAAUAAAAUUUUCUGAAAACUUACUUCUUAUUGCUUUCACUAUGAUAAAACUUUCUGUGAAAACAUAUAAAAUGCAAUAUUUAAUUGCAAAUUAUUAAAUCAUUUUAAAAAACAUUAAA
Messenger RNA from Mya arenaria, 2662 nucleotides. RefSeq lists its product as uncharacterized. Gene Ontology annotation, molecular function: protein binding. Bases 91 to 1794 code for a protein of 567 amino acids. The transcript has 9 exons. NCBI's taxonomy places the organism in Eukaryota, Metazoa, Mollusca, Bivalvia, Myida, Myidae. The record is from RefSeq and is a predicted model, not a curated record.